Molecule: messenger RNA, 1074 nt
Organism: Trichophyton rubrum CBS 118892
Lineage: Eukaryota; Fungi; Ascomycota; Eurotiomycetes; Onygenales; Arthrodermataceae
Exons: 6
Coding region: 1-1074 (357 amino acids)
Molecular function (GO): protein binding
Source: RefSeq, a predicted model, not a curated record
AUGCCAAACCUCCGCUGCUGCUCGUCUUCCUCCCUCUCGCUGCCCGCCGAGAGCUACAUCUACCAGCUCUGCGCGGCCGGCCCGGCGUCCCUUGCAGCCAUCUCAUCAGACAACUCGCUACGCCGCUUCGACCGCAGCUCCCUGGCGCUUCUGCCGGACGGGCUGGCUAAGGAGACGCAUGCGGCGGGCGUCAGCUCGCUUUGUGCUGCGGGUGAUGGGCUGCUGGCGACCUGCGGGAAGGACGGGACGGUCAAGCUCUGGGACGCUCGCCGGGCUGGCGCCGUAGCUGUCUUUCAAGCUGAUAAAGGCAUGCCAUUGCUCUCGUUGGCCUGUAAUGCAUCUUCUCAUUCAAUUGUUGCUGGCACGGAGCUGGUAAAGCCAGACGCCUUUGUCCUAUUUUGGGACACACGAUCACCAGGGAAAACCUGUCGUCAGUACGUUGAAAGCCACAACGACGAUGUCACAGAGAUACAAUUUCACCCUUCUCGCCCUUCAAUACUUCUGUCAGGCAGCACGGAUGGCCUGGUAAACAUAUAUGAUACCACAGUCCCCGAGGAGGAGGAUGCUUUAGUACAAGUAGUCAAACAUUCUUCCAUACAUCAUGCGGGUUUCAUGCAAGAUAAAGCCGUCUAUGCCCUCUCUCAUGAUGAAAUGUUCUCCAUCCAUCCAGUAACUUCUGCAGAUGAAGACGAUAGCCACGCUGAUGAAGUCAAGGCCGCUGAAUUUGGGGAUCUGCGGCCGGUGCUAAAGGCAGAGUAUGUGGUGCAGGUUCUGGUUGAUGCAGCUGGGAGCUAUGUUGCGUCCGGCAGGACAAGUGAUCGGAGUCUAUCAUUGACGCCGCUGGUGCAUACUCCAAAGUUUCAUUUUGAGCAGUCGAAUUCGUGGAUGCUGCCGGGCGCUCAUGGAGAAGAAGUAGUUCGUUCAGUACUUUUUGACAGCGAGUCACGGACGAUUUAUACAUGUGGUGAAGACGGCCAUGUAAGGCUGUGGAAGGAGGAGUCUGCUUCAUCCGCCGAGAUUUCGUCUAUACGGCCUACCAAACAGCGCAAGGAAAAGGGGUACAAACCUUACUAA